Molecule: messenger RNA, 285 nt
Organism: Acanthamoeba castellanii str. Neff
Lineage: Eukaryota; Discosea; Longamoebia; Acanthamoebidae
Exons: 1
Coding region: 1-285 (94 amino acids)
Source: RefSeq, a predicted model, not a curated record
AUGACCGACCGACCGCACGUCGUUAUGCUCUCCCUGCCGAUCGCGGCUCGGCUCGGCAACGCGCGCCGCACGGCGUCUGUGAAGGUGGCCUUUGCCGACGACAAACACCACAGGGACAUGGAGCGCGACCACUACGCGCCCAUCUUUCACGUCCUCUUUGACUGGGUCGACUGCACCACGGCUGGCGAGUGGCGCGCCUACGACAUGCCGGUCCAUGAUGCUGACUGCGAAUCCGAGGACGAACCCGAGGUGAGUGUCGUCUCGGUGGCCACCUGGCGCGAGUGA